UCAAGUGAUACCGUAUUUAUUAUGGGCUGUGGGUUCACCGGGACUGUUGAGGUGGGGAAAAGGGUUACUGGAUUCCAAGCAGAAGAUAAAGCUGUUUCCCCAUUUAAAACUUCUUGGUACGCGAGGUAAUCGCUUUCACAAGUAAGCUGUUGACGAUGUGAUAGUCAAGAAUGUUUCUACUGUAGGAACGGCUAUACAUCCCGAUGCACACAAAAAAUGUUAUACUUAUAUGGAGGCCAGGGGGAAUAUGUUAGUUUUUUGUCUGCUAGAUCUCUCACAAGAACUAACUAGGCGAAUUAGGUCCGAAUUCCGUCGGCAGACGGGACACUCCUCAAAGCUCCGCCAGAAAUCCAGGAAGAGACAAUUGUAUGUCAGAUCCAGGUUGAUAUUCACUUUGAAGCCUUAGCUGACAACCGUAAUAGAUCCUGAUAGCAGAUAUAGUAAGUCUACAGAUUAACUUGUUGCUCGAUUUUGCUAAUCAACAACUAGUUCCCAACGUAUGGGCCUACUAGCAGUGUUUUGUCGUAGCUAACCCGCUAAUAGUGGCUACUUUGCUGCAUCCUGUGGCUUUUCCCAACUCACACUGGCUCAGCGUGAGAAUGCAACUGUUGUUCUGAUAGGAUGCAGUCCGGUAGGACGAUGUGCCCUUAUUGCCACUGCUUCCUUCAAAUUUGCACGCAUAUUCGCUAUGGACUCUAUUCCCUGUCAUCGCGAACCCGCCAACUCUCAUGGGGCGGAACCUUUGAACUUUAUGGAGGAUAAAAGGGCUGUUAAGGUGCGAAUCCUAGAAGCUACGGACGCAAGAGGCGCUGAUGUUGUCUUGGAAGUAGUAGGAAAAAACCCUGCUCUCCGAACAAGCUUCGACAUAGUUAGGCCCUGGAGGUUACUUAUCAGUGUCGGAGUGCGUAAUGCUAAAGUGAGCUCUUCAGCCACCACCCUUCCAAACAUUUGCUAAUACCACUCCAGAUCCCGUUCAACAGAAACGAAGCAUACAACAAAAAUGUACCAAGCUUUGCGGAUGCGCGGGAGAGACAAGAAUAGAGGCUGAUUAUUUGUGAAUUUUGGUGAAACGUCGACAGGGGUGUCGGCUUCAGUUUAGAUGGGGGGUUGGGUGAUUGGCCAUAAGGGGUGGCCGUGGGUGAUGCAGGUAGGCCCCAUCGUGUAAUUGGCGG
This is a messenger RNA of Tuber aestivum (summer truffle), 1172 nucleotides long. The record is from the annotation of a GenBank genome assembly. NCBI's taxonomy places the organism in Eukaryota, Fungi, Ascomycota, Pezizomycetes, Pezizales, Tuberaceae.